AUGAGCAAGAGUCAAGUUGUUAGCGCUGAAGGUAUGAAGGCUGAAAGAAAGGUAUAUCGUAUAAUAGAUAAAGCUAUAGGUGUGGAAGAGAUAGCAGGAACAAUAACUGUAGAAGAGGAGUGCCUAGGGAAGACUCAGCAGGAACUGACAAUAGCUGUAGACGAGGAGGGCCUAGAGAAGCCUCAGCAGGAACUGACAAUAGCUGUAGACGAGGAUUGCCUAGAGAAGACUCAGCAGGAACUGACAAUAGCUGUAGACGAGGAGUGCCUAGAGAAGACUCAGCAGGAACUGACAAUAGCUGUAGACGAGGAGUGCCUAGAGAAGACUCAGCAGGAACUGACAAUAGCUGUAGACGAGGAGUGCCUAGAGAAGACUCAGCAGGAACUGACAAUAGCUGUAGACGAGGAGUGCCUAGAGAAGACUCAGCAGGAACUGACAAUAGCUGAACUGACAAUUGCUGUAGACGAGGAAGUGCCUAGAGAAGACUCAGCAGGAACUGACAAUUGCUGUAGACGAGGAGUGCCUAGAGAAGACUCAUCAGGAACUGACAAUUGCUGUAGACGAGGAGUGCCUAGAGAAGACUCAGCAGGAACUGACAAUAGCUGUAGACGAGGAGUGCCUAGAGAAGACUCGGCAGGAACUGACAAUAGCUGUAGACGAGGAGUGCCUAGAGAAGACUCAGCAGGAACUGUAGACGAGGAGUGCCUAGAGAAGACUCAGCAGGAACUGACAAUAGCUGUAGACGAGGAGUGCCUAGAGAAGACUAAGCAGGAACUGACAAUUGCUGUAGACGAGGAGUGCCUAGAGAAGACUCAGCAGGAACUGACAAUAGCUGUAGACGAGGAUUGCCUAGAGAAGACUCAGCAGGAACUGACAAUAGCUGUAGACGAGGAGUGCCUAGAGAAGACUCAGCAGGAACUGACAAUAGCUGUAGACGAGGAUUGCCUAGAGAAGACUCAGCAGGAACUGACAAUAGCUGUAGACGAGGAGUGCCUAGAGAAGACUCAGCAGGAACUGACAAUAGCUGUAGACGAGGAUUGCCUAGAGAAGACUCAGCAGGAACUGACAAUAGCUGUAGACGAGGAGUGCCUAGAGAAGACUCAGCAGGAACUGACAAUAGCUGUAGACGAGGAUUGCCUAGAGAAGACUCGGCAGGAACUGUAG
Messenger RNA from Macrobrachium nipponense, 1164 nucleotides. Its product is annotated as involucrin-like. The transcript is spliced from 3 exons. Lineage: Eukaryota; Metazoa; Arthropoda; Malacostraca; Decapoda; Palaemonidae. The record is from RefSeq and is a predicted model, not a curated record. Bases 1 to 1164 code for a protein of 387 amino acids.